AUGAAUCAAUACGAUGAUGAGGAGUGGAUUAUGCCACCCUCCUUAAGCUACCACGCCUCAUUAGAUAGCCACCAUCCUAUAGAGCAUCACACCUAUCCUUCACAACACAUCUCUCACCCAACAAGCGCAGUAUUAGAACAACCAUUGACAGUACUAUCAAGUCCAUCGUUUUCUCAAGAUCGUGAGCGGGACCUGCAAGACGAGGAAAGUCACUCAGUACCAGUUCUGCCUUCCUACCAAAUCAGCCAUCAAACGCUUUCCCACAUCCCGCCAACGCCCCCACCACAUACCCCUUCGAACCCUUUCAAGCGGCCAUAUCAACCAGAUCCAACACCAGCAUCUUCUCCCGGUCACCAAAACUCGCAAAUUCCAAACCCAAAGCGCCGGAAGUCGACUAGUAAGGAAGCUUGGACCAUGACAGAAGACGAUAACCUGCUCCUAAAGUUGAAGGAUGAGGAGGGCCUCCCAUGGAAAGCAAUUGCCCAGAAGUUCCGAGAUAUGAACAGAGGGGAAUUCAGGGUACCAACAUUACAAAUGAGGUACAAGAGGCUCAAGGAGAAAAUGCGGGUGUGGGACCUCGAAGAUGUUCAACUUUUGAAGGAAGCAAAGGACUACUUGGAAAAGCAAAAGUGGGAGCUUAUUUCCCAGAAGAUGCUCGAAUUGGGCUGCAAGAAGAAGAUACCGGCAUCAACCUGUGAGAAGAAGUGGAAAGAAAUCGCACCACAGCAGCCACAGGCUGCACAGACGUCACCCAUCCAAUGCCACGACAUGAAGCGAGAACAAUCACACUCAAGUGAUGAGGGUUUUUCUUUGAACGACAGAGAAGGAUUGUAA
Molecule: messenger RNA, 834 nt
Organism: Morchella sextelata
Lineage: Eukaryota; Fungi; Ascomycota; Pezizomycetes; Pezizales; Morchellaceae
Exons: 3
Coding region: 1-834 (277 amino acids)
Source: RefSeq, a predicted model, not a curated record